GCCAUUUGACGAUUAUCACAAUAUCUAACAAACAUUUGCACUUUGCAGCAACCUAACGCUGUCGUACCAACCGUGUUUUUGUUGGAUUUUUCGGGAAGUCCUACAACAACCAAGCAACACGCUCUGAGCGCGUGAUUUAAAAAAGAAAGAAGAAGGUGGUUCAAAAUCGUCAACCCAACGUUGUCAGCAUCGCAUAUCCGCCACUUUCAGCUGAGGGUCGUCAGCUUAAAUCAGUCCAUGCACCACCUCCUCCACCAUCAACCUCUUUCCCCAAUUUUUUUCUUCUUUUUUUUUUCUAAAAAAAAAUUCAUUUGUCUAAUAUAAAUAAAAAGGAGUUUUCAUUAGACUAACCCAAAAGGCAAAGCUGAAAACCCUCAAACACAAGAAAAAGGCAAUAAAGGCCUUCAAAUCUCAACCACCAUCCCCUUCCUCUUGGGCUGGAUUUCUUCAUCUUCUUCCCCCCUUUCUUAUAAACCCUAAUUUCCCACAAAACCCUCAAAAAUUCAACGAGAUAGAGAGAUCCACGGAUAUAAUACGGAAUAGAGACGGACGAUUUUUAAUUUUAAUUUAAUUUUUUUUUUAAUUUAUUUGUAUCAUAUACUGUAAAUUAAAGGUUAAACCGAAGCAACCCCAGACGGAGAUUCAACGAUGUCUGCUAUAGUGUGCGGGAAGAGGUCGUUUUUCGAAGAUUUACAAUCGCCGUCGCCGACCUCCGCUUCUCCGCCCGUAGCGAAGAAGAUUCGCUGCUCAGCUCAUUUUUCUCCGCCGCGGUCGGUGGUUGCGCCGACUUUUUUUAUUGAUCAACUCAGGGCUGCUUUUCCUGAGAUGGAGAAUGAGCUCAUUGAGAAGACAUUAGAAGAAUGUGGCUAUGAUUUGGAUUCUGCUAUCAAAAGGCUGAAUGAGCUUCGCAUUGGAUAUGUACAUGGAAAUUUAAAUCCUGUGCCGGAGACACAUUCUAAUGUGAACAAUGUUGCUGCUUCUAAUGUCGGAGAGGAAGUUUUGCUGUCAGAAGAUGCUUCGAAGCAAAACAACCUUCCAAAAGAUGGAGCAGAAUGGGUGGAAUUGUUUUUGAGGGAAAUGAAUGGUGCUACAAGCAUCGAUGAUGCUAGAUCCCGUGCCGCGAGAGUGUUGGAGAGUUUAGAGAGGUCCAUAAGUGCACGUGUUAGUGCUGAGGCGACUGAAAAUAUUCAGAAAGAAAACAUCAUGUUGAAGGAACAAAUCGAAGUGCUUUUGCGUGAAAAUUCCAUCCUGAAGAGAGCUGUUGCUAUCCAGCAUGAGCGUCAAAAGGAAUAUGACGAUAAGAACGAAGAAGUGCAGCAGUUGAAACAAAUGGUUGCUCAGUACCAGGAGCAACUGAGAAAUCUUGAGGUUGAGAUUUAGAAAUUUAUUUGCCCUGAAUUUGUCAAGUUCUUAUGCUGUGUCUGGGUUGUGUACAUUAGAACUAAGGAAGUCAUUAACGUCACCCUUUGUUGUUUUUCAGGUGAAUAACUACGCCUUGACGAUGCAUCUGCGACACGCUCAACAAGGCAGCUCAAUGCCGGGACGUUUCCAUCCGGAUGUGUUCUAGAUUUCCAGUUGUAAUAACCUUAUAGCUCCCAGAAUAUAGAUGUAUCAAGCCUGAAAUAGGUUUUACUUAAUUUCUUAAACUAAGUUAUCUUAUAUACAGUGAAUUGUGUUUCAAAUUUCAAUACAUUGGGAUUUGAUUGGUCUUUCUGUAAUAAUGUACCUGUGAUUGCUACAAGCUGUUGGCAUCUUAUUACUAAAUUUGAUGUAUGCUCUAUGACGGAAAAAUUGGCAGAUUUACUCAAAGUUUUACAUGCGUCGUGAAUUCUACUCUAUUCUUUUUCGGUUAGCCAAUAUUACUCUAAAUUAUUCAACCGUUAGCCAAUUUUGUUCAAUUUGCUAUUUUUUGUCUAAAUUAAUGGAAUUUUAUUU
Molecule: messenger RNA, 1935 nt
Organism: Oldenlandia corymbosa var. corymbosa
Lineage: Eukaryota; Viridiplantae; Streptophyta; Magnoliopsida; Gentianales; Rubiaceae
Source: the annotation of a GenBank genome assembly